AUGGUUAAUACUGAAACAUAUACUGAAAGAGCAUCUAAACAUCCAUCUAAAGUUGCACAACGUUUAUUCCAAUUAAUGGAAAGUAAAAAAACCAAUUUAUGUGCAUCAAUUGAUGUUCCAACAACAAAAGAAUUUCUUUCACUUAUUGAUAAAUUAGGACCAUUUAUUUGUCUUGUUAAAACACAUAUUGAUAUUAUAUCUGAUUUUUCAUAUGAAGGUACUAUUUUACCAUUAAUUGAAUUAUCUAAAAAACAUAAUUUUAUGAUUUUUGAAGAUCGUAAAUUUGCCGAUAUUGGAAAUACAGUUAAAUUACAAUAUACUUCAGGAGUUUAUAAAAUUUCAUCAUGGAGUGAUAUAACUAAUGCUCAUGGAGUUACAGGUAAAGGAGUUGUUGAAGGUUUGAAAAAAGGAGCUGAUGAAACUACUAAUGAACCAAGAGGUUUAUUAAUGUUGGCUGAAUUAUCUUCAAAAGGUUCUUUAGCUUAUGGUGAAUAUACUAAUAAAACUAUUGAAAUUGCUAAAAGUGAUAAAGAAUUUGUUAUUGGUUUUAUUGCUCAACGUGAUAUGGGUGGUCAUGAUGAAGGAUUUGAUUGGAUUAUAAUGACUCCUGGUGUUGGUUUAGAUGAUAAAGGUGAUGCUUUAGGUCAACAAUACAGAACUGUUGAUGAAGUUAUAAGUACUGGUACUGAUGUUAUUAUCGUUGGUAGAGGAUUAUUUGGUAAAGGAAGAGAUCCUGAAGUUGAAGGUAAAAGAUAUAGAGAAGCCGGUUGGAACGCCUACUUGAAAAAAACCGGUCAACUUGAAUAG
Messenger RNA from Candida tropicalis MYA-3404, 807 nucleotides. It is a transcript of the gene URA3, whose product is annotated as orotidine-5'-phosphate decarboxylase. Gene Ontology annotation, molecular function: orotidine-5'-phosphate decarboxylase activity. Gene Ontology annotation, biological process: 'de novo' UMP biosynthetic process; 'de novo' pyrimidine nucleobase biosynthetic process. Bases 1 to 807 code for a protein of 268 amino acids. Gene Ontology annotation, cellular component: cytosol. The transcript has a single exon. NCBI's taxonomy places the organism in Eukaryota, Fungi, Ascomycota, Pichiomycetes, Serinales, Debaryomycetaceae. The record is from RefSeq and is a predicted model, not a curated record.